Messenger RNA from Seminavis robusta, 945 nucleotides. Lineage: Eukaryota; Bacillariophyta; Bacillariophyceae; Naviculales; Naviculaceae. The record is from the annotation of a GenBank genome assembly.
AUGACGACAACAACACCACUGACCAAGGACUCUCGCAAUGCCAUUGGCAUGCCCAUGAUUGGAUUUGGAACUUACCAAAUGAGCAACGAACAGGCCGAAGCCAGUGUCCUCCUCGCCCUCAAGGCUGGCUUUCGUCAUAUUGACUCGGCACAAGGAUACAACAAUGAAGAAGGAACGGGUCGUGCGCUCGCUGCUUUCUUUAGUGAUGACAAUAACACACGAGAAGAUGUCUUUGUCACUACCAAAUUGUGGCCCGGAUACACUGGUUGGGGCAUGCCAGAACAGGGAUACGACGAUACCAUUGCCACGUGCAAAAAACAACUGGAACAACUUCAAUUGACAUACAUUGAUUUGUAUUUGAUCCAUUCUCCCACAUCAUCCACCCGCGUAGAACAGUGGCGUGCCAUUGUCGAACUCCAAAAAAUGGGAUUGGUCAAGCACAUUGGUGUCUCCAACUACAACAAGGCGCGGCUCCAAGAAAUUGAAGAUGCCGGGUUGCCCAUGCCACAAGUCAAUGAAAUUGAAUUCCAUCCGUUGAUGCAACAACCGGAAAUGACUCAACUCAUGCAAGAAAAAAAGAUUGUCCCCGUGGCCUACAGUUCCUUGGCGACAAUGAGUUCCUGGCGCAAGGAAAAGGGACAAGGUGGUGAUGUCAAGGCAGACUUGAAGGCCGAUGCGCAGGCCGUACAGGCGGCAAUUGCCAAGGAAUUGGAGGUUCCCGAAGCGGCCGUCUUGCUGCGAUGGGGCAUGCAACGUGGAUACGCCGUAUUGACCAAGAGUACCAACGAAGAUCGCAUCAAGUCCAAUUUGGAUGUCUUUGGAUUUGAACUCACCGAAGAGCACAUGAACAAGAUGAAUGCACUCAACAAGAACGAGUAUCUCGCAUGGGCCGCAAAUGGAAUGAAUCCCAUGGAAGUGGAAGUACCACUUGCAAAAAAGGAUUAA